Tetrahymena thermophila SB210 is the source of this 888-nucleotide messenger RNA. RefSeq names its product 40S ribosomal protein S3a. Gene Ontology annotation, molecular function: structural constituent of ribosome. Gene Ontology annotation, biological process: translation. Gene Ontology annotation, cellular component: cytosol; ribosome. Lineage: Eukaryota; Ciliophora; Oligohymenophorea; Hymenostomatida; Tetrahymenidae. The record is from RefSeq and is a predicted model, not a curated record. The transcript has 4 exons.
UAUCAAAGCUAAAAAAGCAAUACAAGGGUAAUUUUUUAAGAAAUAAUUAAAGAUAAUAAAACACAAAACAAAAAAGGAACAAAAGUAAAAAUGACUCAAGGUAAGAAUCCUGGUUUGAAGGCUGGUGGUGGUAAGAAGGGCGCCAAGAAGAGAACUAUCGACCCCCUUUCUAGAAAGGAAUGGUACGACUUCAGAGCCCCCAUCCCCUUCUCCUCCAAGUCCUUCGGUAAGACCCUCGUCACCAAGAGCUCCGGCAACAGAAUUGCUUCUGAAGAAAUUAAGGGUAGAGUCGUUGAAUCCACUCUCGCUGAUCUCAAGGAUAACUCUAAUGACAAGGCCUGGAGAAAGGUUAAGUUGGUUAUCGAUGAAGUCGAUGGUAGAAACGCUAAGACCUCUUUCUACGGUUUGGACAUCACCAGAGACAGAUUAUGCUCCAUGAUCAGAAAGUGGUAAACUCUCAUCGAAGCUAGAGUUGACUGCAAGACCAACGACGGUUACAUCAUCAGAGUUUUCACUCUUGCUUUCACCAAGAAGACCUCUGCUGGUAAGCAAUCUUCCACCUCUACUUGUUAUGCUAAGUCUUCUCAAGUCAGAGCCAUCAGAAGAAAGAUCAACACCUUCAUCACCAAUGAAGCCGCUAAGUUGGGUAUUGCUGAAUUCUCCAAGAACCUCAUCGGAGAAGACUACACCAAGAAGAUUGAAAAGGAAACCAAGAACAUCUUCCCUCUCUAAAACAUCACCAUUAGAAAGGUUAAGGUUCUCAAGAGACCCAAAUUAGAUGCUACUAAGAUCGCUGAAUUAUACUCCCACGAAAAGAAGGGUGAAAAGGCUACUGGUAGAGAUGGUGCCCCCGAAGAAUAAGCUGCCUAAAACUUGCUCGCCUAGUGA